UCGCUGUCACGGUACAGCGGUGUGGCUCAGGACAGAGGCAGCGAGGAGACGAACAACUCAUCUCAUACAUCAAGUUGUUGUUGAUAAUGAAAGCCAUCAGUCCCGUCCGCUCGGUGAGGAGCUGCUACAAGGCCGUGUGCUGCAUCUCGGAGCAGAGUCUCGCCAUCAGCCGGAAUAAACACUCGUGCGCGGAGGAGCCGGCGGGCGCCCUGUGCGACAUGAACGACUGCUACUCCAAGCUGAAGGAGCUGGUGCCCAGCAUCCCGCAGAACAAGUCGGUGAGCCAGGUGGAGAUCCUGCAGCACGUCAUCGACUACAUCUUCGACCUGCAGAUCGCGUUGGAGGCGGAGGACGCGGCCGCGCCGGAGAUGGUGCUGUCAAUACAGACUGCUGAUCUUACGCACAAAUUCUCCAAAGAAGAAGGACGGUUGUGCCACUAGGACGAGGAUGACAAAUUAUGGUGCAGGGAAACACAUGUCUCCACUUCAGUCCCGGGCAAGAGGACAAGAGGGGCAGAGAGAGAGAGGGGGUGGGAUAGGUAUUUGGGAGAGAAGGAGAAAAGAAGAAGGAGGAGGAGGAGGGAGGGGGGGUUGAAGAAAGAAAAGACAAGAAAAGAAGUGGACUGUUUCCUAGAUGAGUGGGAAUCAACAGUAGUGCAUGAGCAAGAAAACAGAGUCUCAUUCUUUGCCCCCCCCCCCUCCCCUCCCACCAGACAGACAAAUCAACACACCAAAGCAGAAGCCAGGACUGGAAAGUAAAAGCUUUGCCCAACUUUGUACAAACCUGGGAUUCCCUAUAGAUAAGACGUAGAAAAUAUUGGUACAUCGCUCUCUCAUUUUCCUUUUUUUGUUAUUGUGUUGCAUUCCAAACUUUUUCAUUUUUUUAUUUUCUGCCUAAACUCACACCCAACCUGAACCUGUCAUCAUCUCACAGGAUUUUCCCUCUGUUGCCCCCCCCCCCAACCUCCAAAAAAGAAAAAUCUGUUUUCUUAUGAUGAAGCUUAUGUUUCAGCUUCAUACGAAUGUGUACAUAUCUGCUGUGGGUAUGUAAAAGGUGUGAGUCAGUUUGUAUAAUCAGAACUCUAUACUAGAGUCAAUUGUAAAUGUUUGUAGGGAUUGUUUUAUUUCUACGGACAAUGUGAUGCGAGUUUCAUAAACUCUUUAUUAUAAAGUUUUGCUUUGUAUGUAUGUAUGUUCUUCUGUAAUGAAAUAAAAGAAAACGUGUGAAACAUUGAA
Messenger RNA from Paralichthys olivaceus (Japanese flounder), 1235 nucleotides. RefSeq names its product inhibitor of DNA binding 3 (gene id3). NCBI's taxonomy places the organism in Eukaryota, Metazoa, Chordata, Actinopteri, Pleuronectiformes, Paralichthyidae. Gene Ontology annotation, molecular function: protein dimerization activity; transcription regulator activity. Gene Ontology annotation, biological process: cell differentiation; circadian regulation of gene expression; negative regulation of transcription by RNA polymerase II. Gene Ontology annotation, cellular component: nucleus; cytoplasm. The record is from RefSeq and is a predicted model, not a curated record.